AUGGAUCAUGGUCCACCGGUGUCAUGGGAUGAUAUUGCAGGACUGGAAUUUGCCAAGAGUGUAAUCAAAGAGAUUGUUGUGUGGCCCAUGCUGAGACCGUAAGUCUGGUGAUAAAUCCAUAUCAUAUUUACACAUAAUAAAUCAGCUUAUAGUAUUUAAAACCUACUAGAAUUGAUAGUUGAUCUAGAAUACAGUUUUAGUUGACAGAGGUGUCUGUCCUCUUAGCAUUCACGUUUCUGUGAAUUAAACGAACCUGUUGAUACAUACAUUUUAAAGUCUGUAUAAAGUGUCCUCGUCACCUUCCUUGAGUAAAUCUCUCGUAUCAAUCCAAUAGUUAGAUAAUUCUUCGUGCUCAGAUUUGGUUUCUGAUGGUCUUUAACCAGACCUGUUUCCCUUUAUCAAAACCCCGGUUUAUUUUUCAGUGACAUCUUCAAAGGCUUGCGAGGACCUCCCAAGGGAGUGCUGUUAUUUGGACCGCCAGGAACUGGAAAAACAUUAAUUGGUAAAUACUGAAACUAUUCGUGUAUAAUUUCAGAAAGAAUAAAAAAAUUUAAAUGAUGAGUACAGAACUGUUUUGUAUUUCUCUUGUCACCUGGCAGAAGACAGAUAGUGUCGAUCACUUGUAAUACUUUUAAGACCUUCUUCUUUUUAACAAUUUUUGGGUGGUAAAGAAAAGGUGUAUAAGGUUUUAUUAAAAGGAUGGAGUAUUUAGCUUGCCCUGAACAUUGGGUAAAGAAAGUUUCUGGCAGACUCAUGUGCAACCUUGUUUUUUAGCAAUGACCAUGUAUUAUCAGUGAGAACGUGGCCAGGCGGGAAGAUUAGGGCGUGAAGUCGUUAGUAAAGUGGGACCGUUUUUAACUCCUCCCUUCGGUUGUAUCAAUCCUUAAAAUCAUAAAUACUGCUUUCCUGUUUUUCUCUCGAUAAUUUGUUUUUCGGUUUGCUUGGUUUUGCUUUGUUAAAGAUCAAUCCUAGAUUGUAAAGGGGACAGGAAAUAACAAUUGUCUCAUCAUUUAUUGUUACACCGGCAGUCUUUCACUGAUCCUUGAAUUCUAUAUUAAAGACAAUCGAAAUAUAGUAUCUUUCGAAAGUAACACUCCCUGGAUCUUUCGAUUGGGUUAAAAUCUUUGUUAACUUCUCUAAAGUGAUCUUAAGUCGUUAAAAAAUUAUACACCAUAAAAUAAUGAUAAGCGAACGUGUUGAUUUAGGCAAGUGCAUAGCCAGUCAAUCCAAGGCCACAUUCUUCAGUAUCAGCGCGUCAUCUCUUACAUCUAAGUGGGUAAGUGUACACUAAUAAUAGACAACUUAUUUAAUGUAAUGUCGCAAAUGAGAGGGCAACACUACAGUACCAGUCCUCUUUUCGCACAAAAUGUGAUGAACAGUAAGUUCGGACGUGAGCAGAAAAUGGCGCGCCACUGGCUACCCUUAUCUGUCCAUUUAUGAGCUUACUGUAUGAUAUGUGUGACAAAUGAAGUAAUAACAGAGGUAGAGGUUGAUCACAUGCACCACCGUGGAAACUUCCCCUACCUUUUUUAAACAGUAGUGUGUGCUCUUACGUCCACUUCGAGUUCAGUGAUAAAGUUGACUAUGCCACCACCUAAUGAAGUGAUAUGGACUGGGUGAUGUUAUACAUAGCCAGCAUGAUCUUACCAGUUUUUCAAAGACCUCGGUUGUUGGUCUGGCCGGUGUUUAAACCCGAAUCUCCCGCUCAGCAGGACUGGUGCUAUUUUAAUUGAGCUAUCCGGGCGGCAUUAUCUCGUGUAGGCGUUUUCUGCUUACACGAUCUAUUUAUUUUGUUUCUGUAUUAUAGGUAGGCGAAGGUGAAAAGAUGGUUCGUGCGUUGUUUGCUGUUGCCAGAUGUCAUCUGCCUGCUGUUAUUUUUAUUGAUGAGAUAGAUUCACUGCUAUCUCAGAGAACUGAUGGAGAGCAUGAUGCCUCAAGAAGGAUAAAAACUGAAUUCCUUGUUCAACUGGCAAGUGUUAUGCGCAGUAAAGUAUUGACAACAGUGAUUGUUUAUAUAAGCUUUCAUAUUAUGAUGAAAUAGCUUAUCUCUGCACUUUUGUAUUAGUGUGCAAAAAUAAUAACCUUCACGGUAAACAUUCUUUACCGAAAACGAUUUUUCUUGAAAUCUACAAUAACUUCAAGGAAUUUACCGCAAAAUCUUGUCGUGUAUUUUACCUCCCCCUUGACACUAUUAAGAUCAGAGCUUAUAAACGUUCACUUUUUUCUCAGAAAUGUGUAACAGAGACCUUUUUUCCUUCUUUUUAUUUCAGGAUGGCGCAACAACAAAUUCUGAUGACAGACUUCUUGUUGUUGGUGCUACAAAUAGGUACUUUCACUAAUGUCAAGACUGAAUACACGCAAUGGUGAAUUUAUCGAUAAUUUGCUAUUCUCUCUCGGUAAUGAGCAAAUUUGCCAUUUUACAAAAUUAGCAUUUUCUUUCAGACUCUUUUGGCAAUAGAGGGCUUUUAAGCUGAGUUUAUUCCUGGCAAAUAAGCUCAAAAAAGGAUAACAAGCCCGUCGUUUGUGAUAUACUUGGCGGUAUUCUUUCAAAUUCGUCACCUUCUCUUUCAUUAUUUGCAGUGCAGAGACACUGAUCAUUUUCUGUUGUACAAUCUUGGUAUAUCAUUAUGAAUGAAAGUACCUUACCUCGUGAUGAAAAGAUGACAGGGUUACACGCGUCGUUUUUCAUUUGAUGGAUAAGUUGGACGUUGUUUUCCUGUUCUGCCAAAUUUCUAUUUAAGUAGCUAUAUGAAAGCUCUUUUAUUGAGGUUUUCUAUUUACGCCGAUAGGCUUGUCUUUUAUGGGGCAAAUCAAUUCAGUGGUUGAACUAACUGGUGUCUACAUUUUAUUGAUAGGCCUCAAGAGAUAGAUGAAGCUGCAAGACGUCGCUUAGUAAAAAGAUUGUACAUUCCCUUGCCUGAUGCUGGCGCUCGGCAGCAAAUCAUGUACAAUUUGUUAUCACAACAGAGUUACAGUCUCUCUGAACAGGAGAUCAAGAAGAUUGUUCAACAAACACAUGGUAAGAGUAACAAAAAAAAGAACAGCGAGUGAAAAGUCUGUAUUAUAGGUCUUUUAGGUCAGGAGAAGAUGAUUUGUCCUUUUCAGCCGUUUCCUUUUUGGUAGAGUUGCCUGUAAAACCGCAAGUGAAAAGUCUGAAAUAUAGGUCAGAAAGAAAUUCGUGGUUUCCAUUUAACUAUACCCUUAUCGUCUAUUUUUAUUCCUUUUGGUAGACCUCGCCCCCUCAAGUCUCGUGGUGACAACUUGCCCUUUUGACUGAUUGAAAAGGAGCAGAUAGAGCAUAUGGGUUCAUUUCUUAUAGCGACGGUUUUUUUACUCAGUUCCUCUUUCUUUGCAGGUUAUUCAGGCUCAGACAUGGCUAACCUUUGUCGCGAGGCGGCUCUUGGACCGAUAAGAAGCAUCGCCGAUAUUCAGUGUAUUGAAGCUGAUCAGGUG
Porites evermanni is the source of this 3453-nucleotide messenger RNA. NCBI's taxonomy places the organism in Eukaryota, Metazoa, Cnidaria, Anthozoa, Scleractinia, Poritidae. The record is from the annotation of a GenBank genome assembly.